This is a messenger RNA of Diaporthe amygdali, 1272 nucleotides long. RefSeq lists its product as uncharacterized. NCBI's taxonomy places the organism in Eukaryota, Fungi, Ascomycota, Sordariomycetes, Diaporthales, Diaporthaceae. The transcript is spliced from 5 exons. The record is from RefSeq and is a predicted model, not a curated record. Gene Ontology annotation, biological process: transmembrane transport. The coding region runs from base 1 to 1272 and encodes 423 amino acids. Gene Ontology annotation, cellular component: membrane. Gene Ontology annotation, molecular function: transmembrane transporter activity.
AUGCCACUAUCUCAAACAGAACAUGCGAGCGCCAACAAGGUACUGACGGCUAGGGAUUGGCCCCUUUGGGAGCGAUGGUUCGCCACGGCAGUGCUAUCUGGCUACAAGUUCAUCUCAUCGCUCGCGUCAUCCACUAUGGCUCCAGGCAUUGAUGCCAUUUCAGAAGAACUUGAAAUCCACAAUCCGGUUGUCAGUACCCUAACACUGACCGUAUAUGUCCUGGGAUAUGCUGUAGGGCCGCUGCUCCUUGGUCCCGCCUCAGAGAUCUACGGACGGAAGCCUGUGCUUACCCUAAGCAACAUCUGGUAUCUCGUUUUCAAUCUAGCCUGCGGUUUCGCCAGAUCGAGGGAUCAGAUGAUUGCAUUCCGAUUUCUUGCCGGAGUUGGCGGAAGCGGCCCUCUUGCUCUCGGAGGAGGUGUGCUCAGCGAUUGUUGGAAUGCAGAAGAACGUACCAAGGCACUAAGCUUGUACACGCUUCCAGCGCUACUGGGACCGGCUCUUGGGCCUAUUGUAGGUGGGCUGAUUGUCGAGAAUCUUUCCUGGCGAUGGAUAUUCUGGGUCACAUCUGCGAGCUCUGCUACAAUUCAGCUCAUUGGGCUCGUUCUCCUGCGGGAGACCUAUGCACCAGUGAUCAGGAAGCGUCACAACCUCGAAGAUCAAAACGCACUUGGCCCGGAGGUCCAGUCAGGGGACGAAAAGGUUACGAGAAAAAUCGCCAGCAAGCUCACGACUGCUGUAAGACUUCUCUACUUCGAGCCGACUAUUCAGCUUGUCUCCUUGUACGGUGCCUUCCUUUACGGCCUCAUGUACAUUGCCAUUUCUUCCAUGACUGAGUUGUGGAUACAUCAAUACGGCGAGUCACGUUCAGUAUCAGGGCUCAACUACUUGUCUCUCGGGCUCGGAUUCGCAUUUGGCUCUCAGUCAGGUGCAUUUGCCAAUAGAUGGGCAACAAAUGCGAAACUUCAUUGGAUUCUUCCCAAUGUCGGCGUCUUCAUAUUCGCUUUUGGCAUUGUAAACGGCUUGCAGAUUAUUAACCUCUACACGGUCGACUGUUUCACGAGUGUGUCGGCUUCAGCCGUCAGCGCUAUUACUGUGACCCGUUCAAUCGCUGGAUUCCUGCUGCCUCUUCCUGUCCCGAUCAUGUACCACCGCCUCGGCUAUGGCUGGGGAAAUACUCUUCUAGCCUUGAUAGGAGUAUUUCUUGGCUUCCCUAUUCCACUCAUUUUGUGGUGGCACAGUAGGAGACAGAGGAGCAUGGCUACUAGCGACUGA